UGUGUGGACACGUCGCUUGUAAUCUUUGUUGUGAGGUCCCGGAUGUGCUGUCUGAAUUUGAAUUUUAUUCUUCUCACUUUUUGAUAGAAAUUGACACAUUCCCUGUGCAUAGCUUUGUGUAGGAAACGUGUAGGCUGGAUUCAGUUUAAAUGCGAUCAGAAUUUGGAGAGAAUGCAAGCGCUUGAAGAGUAUGUUCCAUCGGCAAGAAAUCUUUGAUUUCUCAAAGCUUUGUGAAGGACGACGAGACGUACUUUAGAUCUACACAGGACUGGUGUGGGUGUGUGUUUGAUUGAACUGGAAUGUGUAGUGUUUGCGUCAUCGAGAAAUUUUACGUGGAGUCCCACAGAAAAACAACCUACACUCUAAAAAUAGCUAUUAAUGAGAGAAUUUGAAAGACUAAUGACGUCACUGGUUUCAAAGUCAACGAAAGGUGUGUCUUCGGUGCAAACUGAUGAGAAGCGUUAGUGAUGCUGUCAAUACUUGCAGUUUAUGCUUUUCCAAGCUCGGUUAGUCGAGUAUUUGCAUUUGACUAUGCCAGUGCUCUUGCUAGGAAGCAGUCACUAUCAUUUGAUGUAUCAAAUGUUCAAAACUUUAGAAGUGUACAGGAUUUUGAGAGUGAGUUAGCACGACUGCAUGCCUUGGGUAGCUGGAGAGUCUCAGCGGCAAAUCGAGAGUUUGUACUUUCUGAAACCAUGCCACAGUUUAUCGUAUGCCCUUCAACAUGUAAAGACUCUGAUCUGCUGAGUUCAGCCAUGUUGCACAAACAUGGACGGAUACCAAUGUGGUGUUGGUCAUGUCCAGAUACAGGUGUAAGUUUGGUUCGAAGUGCAUGCACAAGGUCAAGGCGUUCAAAGAGGUCUAGUAUAUUUCAAGCUUUGGACUCUUUGUCUUUUUCUGGAAAAGUCCACAAUCUGAACUUGGAUAAGUGUUGUCCAGUAACUAGAGAAGUUCAAACAAGUUUUGGAAAGUUGCAGGAACUUUGUCAAGUCAAGUCAAUCAAGGAGUGGCACAAUGAUGCCAGGUGGUUAUCCAGCUUGGAGUCUGCACGUUGGUUGAAUUCUGUCAAGUUCAAGAAAGUUGUAGAGAACAAGGACAGUGAUGUGUUGGAAAUAACAAUGGGCUCUCUGGUCUUUGUUACCAUGGUCAUUGGUGUCACCUUCCUCCAGAGUUUUGAAGUUACAGCUGACGAAAUGUGUAGUGUAAAGCAAUCCAGGUCUCUUGAUCUUACUAUCGUAUGGAGCAAUGAGGGAACUAGUAGAGAGCAACGUUGUAGCAGUAAAGUUAAUUCAAGACCUGUUCUGGUAACACUUGAAAGCAUUUUCGACCAUACUUGGUUUGGUGGUGGUUUUACUGGUUGCCACUUUGUCAUAUGUUUGCACCUUGUGUUACACCCGUUCACUUUGGUUGUCGUGGAUUUCUCGUUUCUCACACCUUUUAAUCCUUCAUCUGUUGAGUGGUUGUCAAAUUUUCUGAGCAGUCUGCACUAUCAACCUCUGAUUACUUAUUUUGCACCACCAUAA
Messenger RNA from Corticium candelabrum, 1520 nucleotides. RefSeq names its product myotubularin-related protein 10-B-like. Gene Ontology annotation, biological process: phosphatidylinositol dephosphorylation. The transcript has 14 exons. Bases 468 to 1520 code for a protein of 350 amino acids. NCBI's taxonomy places the organism in Eukaryota, Metazoa, Porifera, Homoscleromorpha, Homosclerophorida, Plakinidae. The record is from RefSeq and is a predicted model, not a curated record. Gene Ontology annotation, cellular component: membrane; cytoplasm. Gene Ontology annotation, molecular function: phosphatidylinositol-3-phosphate phosphatase activity.